AACAUGCCUCUGCAUAUCCUAGCAUUGCACAUCGAGGAUUGUAUGGAGUCUGCAGCAGAUGAUGAUGAUGUUAAUGCAUAUAACAGAGAAGAUAUUGCAAAACAAUACAUGUAUAUGGACUGUCAAAAUGAGGUCCAGGUUCUUUCUGUCACAAACUCACCACCUGUUCACCCUAACAAGGAGUCCAGAGAUUGUGACCAGGAUAGAAAGGAAUGCCCUAUAUGUUGUGCCUGCUUUCCAUCAGAUGAAAUUGUUCUGCAUGCAAGCCUGUGUGGUGAAAGUCUACAAGACACGUUGAACUACAGUUCAGACAGCUGUGUGCUACACGAGGGAAGCUUAUCUAUGGCCGACAUGUCUAGUGAUGAUGAUGUACUCCAGUGGCUUGCAAGCCAAGUAGAUGCAAGCAAAGAUUUUAAGAUCUGCAUCACCCGGGACAACCUUUUCCAAAGAGGCCUAAUUCAGUGGCAGAGACAGAAGAAGGGCUCACCUGUUAACAAACUCAAUGUGACUUUUAUUGGCGAAGCUGGAAUCGACACUGGAGCAUUAAGUAAAGAAUUUUUGACUGAAAUGAUGCAUGGUAUUGAGAGGCGACUGUUUGAGGGCAGUGGCAAGAAGGGAAAGAGUCCUGUCUACUCGAUUUGUGACCUAGAAAAUGGUUUCUACAGAACUGCAGGACAAAUAUUUUCUGUCAGCCUAGCUCAGGGUGGCCCAGCACCAUGCUUCUUCAGAAAUUGGUGUUACCAGUUUCUUACAACAGGGGACUUUGAUGAUCUGCAGCUGACCAAAGAUGACUUGGAUGAUCUUGAAUAUGCUUUACUCAUAGAAAGGGUGGAGUCAGCAACUGAUCUGACACAGUUCACAGAUGAAAUCGUGAGUUGUGGUUACACAGGUUUGCUUAAGUUGGACCAAAAGGACAGUAUCAUAAGAGCCAUUGUUUUGCAUGACUCCUAUGCUUCAGCAAAUUAGAAAUGGGAUGAAGGUAUACAACCUUCUGGAUGUGAUUGGGAAGCAUCAAACUCUCUGCUCAAACCUGUUUGUCCCCAAAGAGGAUGAUGACAGACCGGAUGCUGAUUACAUAAUGAGUAUCCUAGUCCCUGAGCUGAGUGAGAAGGGAAGUCCAAGGCAAGCAAGAGAAAAUGCAAUCAUCAACUUCCUCCAGGACUUUCUACAAGACCUGGAAAUCACAG
Messenger RNA from Xyrauchen texanus (razorback sucker), 1187 nucleotides. RefSeq lists its product as uncharacterized. Lineage: Eukaryota; Metazoa; Chordata; Actinopteri; Cypriniformes; Catostomidae. The coding region runs from base 4 to 966 and encodes 320 amino acids. The transcript is spliced from 10 exons. Gene Ontology annotation, molecular function: ubiquitin-protein transferase activity. The record is from RefSeq and is a predicted model, not a curated record.